AUGGAACCUCACCAACAACAACCAAAUGAGGAUAAUAACGGUGGCGCCAAAGGGAACUUUCUUUGCAGGCAAACCAGUACAAGGUGGAAUCCCACUACUGACCAGAUAAGAAUAUUGAAGGAACUGUACUACAUCAAAGGUGUUAGGUCCCCAAAUGGAGCUGAGAUUCAGCAGAUCUCUGCUAGGCUUAGAAAGUACGGCAAGAUUGAAGGCAAGAAUGUAUUUUAUUGGUUUCAGAACCAUAAAGCUCGUGAGAGGCAAAAGAAAAGACUCACCAAUGAAGUCCCCAUGCAACAAAGAACUGCCUGGAAACCUGAAGAUUAUUACUCUUACAAGUACUCCAACAGGUUUUCUUCGGCUUCUUCAUCUGCAAAUACCGGUGUGGUUACUGUUGGGCAGACAGAUAGCCAUGGAUAUGGAUCGGUAACCAUGCAGGAGAAGAAUUCUUGGGACUGUUCAGCACCAGCUGGUGGUAGCAAUGGUGCUGGUAGUGGAUCCAUGAGCAAUAUUAACUAUGGAUCAGGGGUUGACAUUAACUCUCACAGUUCAUCCUAUGCUGUAUUUGGUCAAGAACAAGAAGCAGCUGCAAAGAUUGAGACUCUUCCUCUAUUUCCAAUGCUUGGUGAGGACAUCAGUAGCUCUUUCAACAUCAACAAUAUCAACCCAGACUUUUAUUACAGUAGCGGCUGUGGCUAUGGUGAUUAUGGCAAUGACACUUCUUCCCGUACUUCCCUGGACCUUAGUCUCUACUCCUACAAUGGCCAACCACAAGAUUAUUAA
This is a messenger RNA of Populus trichocarpa (black cottonwood), 780 nucleotides long. Its product is annotated as protein WUSCHEL. The record is from RefSeq and is a predicted model, not a curated record. Lineage: Eukaryota; Viridiplantae; Streptophyta; Magnoliopsida; Malpighiales; Salicaceae. Gene Ontology annotation, molecular function: DNA binding; DNA-binding transcription factor activity. The transcript has 3 exons. The coding region runs from base 1 to 780 and encodes 259 amino acids. Gene Ontology annotation, biological process: plant organ development.